GUUGCAUGCGUUGUAGUUUUCUCACGUUCUCCACUCUUCUCAGUGCAUAUGAAGCAACGUGUGCGGGGUCCUCAUACCUCGUGUGACGCAUGAGGUGAACAAGUUGACACACCGCGCUUCUGGCCAUAUUUAGAGAUCGAUAUUCUAACUGUAACCUUGGAACUCGACGAGCUGGAACCGACUUUUCUUCGAUGGCUCACCGUACUAACGUUUAGGAUCAAGACAUGGCUUUUGACGAAGAUGCAGCACGAAUCCAUGAACCUCAUGCUGCGUCAGCGGCACUAGGCAUAUCUGGGUCUGACUAUGCUGCUCGCACUCAAUGUUUGAUCAUGUUGAUCACUGACUUACGAGCCCUUGGUGCUCAGGCAGACUUCAAUCUACCCCGAAUUGCCGUCAUAGGCAACCAGAGUGUGGGAAAGAGCUCUUUGGUUGAAGCAAUAAGCGGCAUCACACUUCCACGAGCUAGCGGGACUUGCACGAGGAAAGCCAAGUUUCCACUUUCAGCACCAUUCGGAGACUGAUUUUGGCUAGGUGUCCAAUGGAGUG
Molecule: messenger RNA, 546 nt
Organism: Somion occarium
Lineage: Eukaryota; Fungi; Basidiomycota; Agaricomycetes; Polyporales; Cerrenaceae
Source: the annotation of a GenBank genome assembly